This is a messenger RNA of Didymodactylos carnosus, 1182 nucleotides long. The record is from the annotation of a GenBank genome assembly. NCBI's taxonomy places the organism in Eukaryota, Metazoa, Rotifera, Eurotatoria, Philodinida, Philodinidae.
AUGAGUAUUCGUAUUAUUGAUGAUGAUCUCGAUAUUCCUGCUACAUCAGCCGAUAACGUUGAUAGUGCAAUGUAUGACGAUCUUCUGGGUACUGAGGAAACGCCAGUUAUUGUCGGCUUAGUUGAUGAUCGUCCAUCGUCUAUUCAAGAAAUCGAAAGAUUUAAUGAUCAAAAACGUUGGCGUAAACUUAUGUCCGAGGAUACGUCAACUCAAAAAUCUUCAAACAAUAAUAGUCACAAGAGCAAGAAAAAUCGACGAAAAUCUUCAGAUAGUGAUCCAGAUCUUGAAAGACAACGACCAUCGUCUGUAGCAAUCAAAAAAGAACCGAUUGAUCUUGAUCUAAGUCCUCCAAGACAGCGAAGAUUAAAUACAGACGACGAUCCAUCUCCACCAAGACAGCGAAGAUUAAAUACAGAUGACGAUCCAUCUCCACCAAGAAAACAGCGAUCAAAUACAGAUGACGAUCCAUCUCCACCGAGACGCAGACGUCCUUUAACUAAUAGUAAAGAUCCUUCUCCACCGCGACAGAGACGCCCAUUAGCUGAUUCUUCUCUUCCAAGACAGCAUUCUUCGAACAAGAAUCGAGAUCAUUCAUCUGAAAGAAACAACAAAUCGCAUCACCAUCAUCAUCACCGAAACCACACAUAUUCCCAUGAUGAAAGAAAAUCAAGAAAUAACAAGGAUGACAAUAGAGAAAGACAAAGAAAACGAAGUAGAUCGAAUGAGCGACCUCAAUCAAAAUUGAACAAUAAAAAUGAUCAGAAGAAAACAGUUGAAGAAACAAAAGAAGUGAUAGCUGAUCGUUAUCAACAGUGGGGUCGCGGAUUAGCACAAGUGAAGGAACACGAAGAUACUGUAAAAGACUUUUUAGAGCAAUCUGAAAAACCAUUAGCAAGAUAUCGCGAUGAUAAAGAUUUAGAAAGCAUGUUAAAAGAACGAGAACGUGAAGAUGAUCCAAUGCUGAAGUUUCUUAGUAACAAAAAAGAAGGUACUCGUCCAGGUGAAAUAAAACAACGUUAUAAAGGACCAGAUCCGCAAAAGAAUCGCUUUGAUAUUUGGCCCGGUUAUCGAUGGGAUGGUGUCGAUCGUUCAAAUGGACAUGAGAAAAAAUUAUUUGAAAUGAUUGCAAGUCGACAUGCACGAUCUGAAGAAGCCUAUUUAUGGAGUGUAGAAGAUAUGUAA